CUGACAAUGUAUGUAUGUGUAUGGUUUAUAGGUUUGUCUUGAGACUUAGAUGUUACUGCUUUAUGCACCAUAAAUCUAAGUCUUUGUUUUUGGACAGCAGCAGAGAAUGGUCAUCACUAGUCAGGCUGCUGCUAAUUUCCUUGAUUAUGGGAGGCAUUAUUUGUAGAGCUGAAACAAACGGCCUAUUAAUAUGACACCACAGUGAGAGAGAUCACUGAAUCACAUUGAUGUAAUUUUUCUGUUUCCUUUUCAGCUUCUCAGGGCCCCUGUUUAAUAUGAUUGCAAAGUAAACGUUGCCACUUCAGACUUUAUCGAACUACGAUGGGCGUACUUCAACUGACUAAAUGCCCAGAUCCCAGAAAUUAAAGAGCAUGCAGUAAUCCACCUCCAGAUUGUGAAGUUGUAAGGCCAUAUGACCUGACUUGUAUCCUGCAUCCUCUUAACAUCUUAAGCGGUGCAAAUCCAUCUCCAUCCGUCUCCAGAGAAAGCCAUCAAACACCUCCCACCCACCAUUCCUAAGGGCUCUAAAUUACAUGUACGACACUUUUGGCAGCUGAUCCUCUUUUUACCCCUUCACAGUCAACAAGCUCUCAACUGCCUCUACAGCAACAACUGGCUGAAGUAUAGCCUUCUGAUGAUAGGUAGAAUUAUUGCUGAUCUUGUUUAGCAAUGAACUAACAAUGAAACUUGUUCAUUGCAUCUCAUGAAUUGCUUCACUGAUGAUAUUUAAGCAAUCCAGAUGUAUUGAAACAAGACGAUUGCCUGGACAAGAGAGACAAACUUGAGAAUACGGUUUUCGCUGUCAGGAAUGAUUAGCAAAUUUCUGUUUCUGACAUCACUGUAGAGUGGAAAGAAAAACACCUGUGUUGCCAAUACAAACGACUGAACCAAGAGAGUCUCAUUUAGUUCUCACUUUCAUGACACAUUUACUGUUUUCUCUAUUCCUGCAAAGUUAAUUCUUGGUUAAAGCCAGAAGAAUCCUAAACUUCCACAUUUCCAUUAUGUUGGAAGUGCAACAAGUAACAGCACACCCAGCCACGAGUGACAGCUCGCAUAUCCCUAGUAAUGCCGUAAAGAGCAAAAUGGCUGGACAGAAGUAUUGAACCGAGCAAGAAAAUCCUCAUGUCUCCAUAAAUCAGAUUUAACUGCACACAGAAAAAACACCCUGCAAGCCAAGAAGAGCCUGGAACUUUCUGCAAAGCCAAGUCUGCCAAGUUCCUCAGUUGAAGCUCUUGUAUUUUACCCAUGCCCGCAUGCAGUGCAAUGAUGCCCCGUAACGCUGCCCACAGUACUUGAGAAAGAGACUAAGGAGGAGGAGAAAGAGGAGGAAAUGACAGAGUACCUGCCAGAAUGCAAAGCGCUGGUGACUCCAUCCACGCGCAACGGUCACCACGUCUUUAGCUACACGCUAGAGAGCCACACGUCGGCUGCCUUCACAAUAAUGAACGAGCUGCGGCUAGAGCGUCAGCUGUGUGACGUCACAUUACGCGUACGUUACCAGGACUUGGAGGCGGUGGACUUCGUAGCUCACAAGGUUGUUUUGGCCUCCUCGUCUCCAGUCUUCCGGGCCAUGUUCACCAAUGGCCUGAAGGAGUGUGGUAUGGAGUUAGUGCCCAUCGAAGGGAUUCACCCCAGGGUUAUGGACAGACUGAUAGAGUUUGCAUACACAGCCAGUAUCUCUGUGGGUGAGAAGUGUGUCAUCCAUGUGAUGAAUGGUGCCGUCAUGUACCAGAUAGACAGCGUGGUCAAGGCCUGCUGUGAUUUCCUCGUCCAGCAGCUUGAUCCGAGCAACGCCAUUGGCAUCGCAAGCUUUGCUGAGCAGAUUGGUUGCACGGAGCUCCACCAGAAGGCCAGAGAGUACAUCUAUAUGAACUUCAGCCAGGUCGCAACCCAGGAGGAGUUCUUCAACUUGUCACACUGCCAGCUGGUCACUCUUAUUAGCCGCGAUGAGCUCAAUGUGCGCUGUGAGUCAGAAGUCUUCCAUGCUUGUGUGGCCUGGGUACGGUAUGACCGGGAGAACCGGCGACCGUAUGUCCAAGCCUUACUGCAGGCUGUCCGCUGCCAUUCCCUCACCCCCAACUUCCUGCAGACACAGCUCCAGUCUCUGGACUGGGACCCACAGUGUAAAGACUACCUGGCCCAGAUCUUCCAAGAUCUCACCCUCCACAAACCCACCAAAGUAAUUCCUUGCAGAACUCCCAAGGUGCCACAGCUCAUCUACACAGCUGGGGGUUAUUUCCGCCAGUCUCUCAGCUACUUGGAGGCCUACAAUCCCUGCACAGGAGCCUGGCUGAGACUAGCUGACCUACAGGUGCCCCGUAGUGGCCUGGCAGCCUGUGUUAUCAGUGGGCUUUUCUAUGCUGUUGGUGGGAGAAACAAUGCGCCCGAUGGCAACAUGGACUCGAAUGCAUUGGACUGCUAUAACCCUAUGAACAACUGCUGGUUACCGUGUGCACCGAUGAGUGUUCCCAGGAACCGUAUCGGUGUUGGUGUCAUAGACGGCAUGAUAUAUGCGGUUGGUGGAUCACAUGGGUGCAUUCACCAUAAUAGUGUGGAACGGUAUGAUCCAGAGAGAGACCAGUGGCAGCUGGUGGCCUCAAUGUUAACACGGCGUAUCGGUGUUGGUGUGGCGGUCAUCAACCGUCUGCUUUAUGCUGUGGGGGGGUUUGAUGGGGCCAACCGGCUCAGCUCCUGUGAGUGUUACAACCCUGAGAAGGAUGAAUGGAAGACCAUGGCACCCAUGAACACUGUGCGCUCUGGAGCUGGUGUGUGUGCACUGGGUAAUCACAUCUUUGUGAUGGGCGGGUACGACGGCACAAACCAGUUGAACACGGUGGAACGCUAUGAUGUGGAAACUGAUACAUGGAGCUCUGCUGCCUCCAUGAGGCACAGGCGCAGUGCUCUGGGAGUAACUGCGUUACAUGGCCGCAUCUAUGUAUUGGGGGGUUAUGAUGGCAACACCUUCCUGGACAGUGUGGAGUGUUAUGACCCAGAGAAGGACACCUGGUCUGAGGUGACGCACAUGACAUCCGGGCGGAGUGGUGUGGGGGUGGCCGUUACCAUGGAACCGUGCCAAAAGGAUCUGCCAGAGUGUCAGAAAUCUGAUGGGGAGAACUGCGCGGCAUCACCAGCCUCUCAUUCAGCCAACUCUGGCGUUCAUAAUGGUCAGUGGCACAACAGCGGGCCCUUCAGCAAAGGCACUUGAUUCUCAUCCCUUGACCCCAGCACACACUCAUAUACAUAGAUGAGGACCCUGAACUCUGUCUUCCCAAAUCAAAAUAAACCCUCACAACUCAAAUGAAGCAGAGGUGAGCUCAAACGCCACACACUGCCUAACUCAUUAUAGUAUAAUAACUUUAAUGGUCAUUGCACCGAAGUUACAACGAAAUUUAGUUUGGCAGCGAUCCAGUAGCAGCUUUCACUUUAAACGUGAAAUGCUAAUGCUCAAUCCAUAAUGUGACAAAAAUGUUUUAUGUUGAGUAUCAGCAGUGAACUGGUGAAAUCAAGCCUGACUCACAGGCUCACAGCGUAGUGUCCAGGACCUAAAAUGUGACAAAUCUGACAGACCUCAUGCUGUUUGUUUUGAUGUGGCAUUUAAAGCCCUCUUUAAGACACCAGGUUUGAGGAAAAGGCUGCAUAAUAAAAAGGUUGUUUUAUUGGCUCAACGAAUCAUCCAAGGUUCUUUAUUGAGUUGCACUAGGAUCCAAUUUUGGCAAUCUGAUUGCAAGUGGCCAUUGUAAAAUACAGAUGUAAACACCCCCAGGACACACUGAGAGAUCCAGUCUCCAACCACAUUUGGAGGUGGGGUCAUGAAGGUGGGGUUGGGUCAUGUGUCUGCAUUUGUCCACAUUCCUUUGGUAGUGUGAAUGCAAUGAGUACUGAGUCGCAUUAAAUACCUUCUAUACUCAGCAGCGGACUUUUGCAUCAUUCAUCUGAACAAAAUAUAUAUAUAUAUAUAUACACGGCCGCUGUUAUAAAUGAUCACACAUCACAAAAUGAUGUCUGUUCAUUAGUAAUGGAAGUACUAUUCCAUCCUUACAUGUACAUGUUAACUAACUAAAAAAUAAAUAAAUCUAAGUUAUAAUUCACAAGUGAAAGGAUUUAAUAUGAGUACACAAGUGUGAUUCUGUGUUAAUUAUUGAUGUGGUCAUAUUGAUGUAUAAGGAACCUUGUGUGGUUAAGUUUCAUAUUUCCUCAGUCACUGAUGUCUUUAUUUACCUUUAUUACUGGAGAUUAUGGUAAAUAUGAACUUCCAAGCAGAGUUUUUUGUUGGUCUAAAUACCAUCAGAUCAAAAAAUAAUAAUAAUAAUUGAAUGUGUGUGCCAAAGUCAUGAGGCAUAAAACAACACUGUUCUUGGUUCUGGAGCAGCAGUAGAGAUCCAUUAGAGACAUUAGCAUCCCAGAUGGUGUUAGGGUUUAUUUGCAUACAGAGCAUUAAACUGAGUUUGGGUCUGGAAACACAUUUGGAGAUGCAUGUUAAUGUCAGGUCUGAACCCACAUGUCUAUAGCUGGUCACUUACAAUUGAACUGCCCAGUUUGGAUCUUAAUGCUUAAUGGUGUGAACAGACUGACGAUGAUCAGACUGUAAACUAAGAAAAGCAGCAUUUGUCAGUAUAGGCAGUAGAGUUUAAAGUGCCAUUGCAAUGCCUGUGGGCAUUACGGUUAUCAGUAUAAUGUCUUGAGGCAUCAUGCAGGAACCAGGGGGAAAACAACAACAACAAAAAAAAACUGAGCAGAUAGUCAUAAACUAAACAAACUUGUUUGUGUCUGUAGUCUUAUUCAUGUGAUGACAGAAUUAGAGGUCUGAAGUGGAGUUCCACAAUGUUUUACUGUCAUACAGAAAUAAAAUUUGAGUUAGCAGUCAGGAUUAUAUGACACUGGUCAGAUUAUUAGUUACACCUAGCUGUAACUAUCAGUCUUAAUAAAUUUGUGAAGUAAUUAAUUCCACUUUGAUCAUACUUAAAAUGUAUUUUUUUAAUUCUUAUAAUAUUAAUAUGUAGAUGUUUCUGUGGUUUAGCCUACUUUCAUUGACCUCAAUUUGUUAGACUGAAUAACAAAUAUCGCUUGUCCUCUAACUUUUCCUCUAAAUCACUAGAAUUCAGUAAAAUUCAAUUCCACCUACAUAACCUUCAUGAAGUUAGGGGGUGGUUUUGCUCAGUGAGUAGAGCAUCCGCCCCACAUGUUGAGGCUACAGUCCCCUUCAUGAAGGUAGGAUUUGUUGUAUUAUACCACAUUAGUAGGAGCGAUAAAUAAGUAAAAAAAAAUCAAGUGCCAACAGUAACACCUAUUUUCAACUUCUCUCAACCCAUAGGACCCAAAGGCCUCCACUAACAACAUUCUGUUGCAAGACAACACAGGACACCCUCAGAAGACCUAUGUCCAUUCUCUGACGAGUCACAACUGUUUUGAAUGAACAAGGGAGAUGUACACAAUAUUAGGAAGGUGGUCAUAAUGUUGUGCCUGAUCACUGAGAAAUACUAAGAGAUUUACCUACUACUGGGUAGCUAAAACACUUCAGUUACUCAUGCAAGCCACAUGAAAACAAACAAAAAUAGAAUAAAAACGUUUAUACAACUGGUUCUUGCCGGAGGGUCAUUAUCUGUUGCACAAAAAGUGCAGGAGCUUACAGUGACAGUGUAACAACAUAUGUGUCCUUUCACUAAUAUAAAAUUACAGUAGAAGGUUUAUAAAAUGUAAAAUUGUAGUAAAUAGUGUUGCUAAAAAAGUGAACACUGCAGCCACAGGGGAUUCUAGCACUGAUUCUAGAUUUUAAAUAUUUCUGUUGAACACAAUACAGGGCUAUACACAAAAACAUAAGUGCAGGGAAUGCAAAUGAAAUGUAUUAAUGUCUUCUCAGGCUCUCUGAGACAUGGAAGCAGAGCAUCAUAGCAUGAAGGAAUGAGUUUUGUUUGGAAGAAACCGAAUACUGUAGUAUUUCCAAACUUUCAAACAUCUCACUAAAUGUGUUUUAUACUGAAAACAAAAAACACUAAUUACUGACAGAAUUAAGGACCGCCCACCCAGACAUUUUUUUGGUUUCAUACCCACCAGACCUCAGAAACAGAAGUGACCAUGAUUUGUACAUUAGUGUUCUAAUGUUGUAUGCUACUGUCAAAAAGAUGCUUAAAAAAGCGUAUUUGUAACAGCAAUUUAAGCUACAAAGGUUUUUAAGUGACGUUUUGUACAUUGAUAUUCCUGUACAGAAUUUCAGAGCACACUUUUUUAUUUAUUUGCUGAGAUCCUUUUUUUUUUUUUUUUUUUUUUUUCGUUUUCUUGUUGCUCUGAACUGACAUCAGCUUUGUAUUGAAUUGGAUUCUGGUGUAGUGUUUUUUGAAUAACUAGCAUGCAUUGUGACUAAGUAGGAAUGCCUGUUCAAUGCUAAUUUUUGAUGUUUGUAAAAAAAUAAAUAAAUAAAAAAUAAUUAAUUAAUUAAUUAAUUAAUAAAAUGCUUCACUUUGGAAGGGACUUUUUUAUGUCCAGUCAGUAGUUAGAAUGGAAAUUAGAAUAUUUAAGGUCGGCUUUGUACAAUUUUUUCCUGGUAAAAAAAAAAAAAAAAAAAAAAAUGUCCUGUACAAUAAUACAUUGUAAAAUAAAAUAUAUUGUUUAUUGUUA
Mugil cephalus (flathead mullet) is the source of this 6612-nucleotide messenger RNA. RefSeq names its product kelch-like ECH-associated protein 1b (gene keap1b). The transcript is spliced from 8 exons. Lineage: Eukaryota; Metazoa; Chordata; Actinopteri; Mugiliformes; Mugilidae. The record is from RefSeq and is a predicted model, not a curated record. Bases 1331 to 3205 code for a protein of 624 amino acids. Gene Ontology annotation, molecular function: protein binding.